AUGAAGAUUUUGGAAACUUAUGAACAAGGCUCAGGACAAAUGAUCAACAUGGAAAAGUCUUCAGCCUUCUUUAGCAAGAAUGUGGAUCAGGAGGAACAAAAAGAAAUCUGCAGCAGACUAGGAAAUAUACAGGUGGUACAUCAAGGGAAGUACUUGGGAUUGCUUAUGGUCAUUACCAGAACCAAGGACCAGAUUUUUGGUUUUGUCAGAGACAAAUGUCAGAAAACAGUCUCUAACUGGUGCAACAAGAAGCUCUCCCAAGCAGCAAAGGAGGUUUUACUGAAAGCUAUAACCAUGGCAAUGUCAUGUUUCAAGCUUCCAGUGAAACUAUGCAAAGACAUACAUGCUUUAAUGGCAAGAUUUUGGUGGGGAGAAGAUAAUGGAAAAAGAAAAGUGCAUUGGUGUUCAUGA
Molecule: messenger RNA, 411 nt
Organism: Coffea arabica (coffee)
Lineage: Eukaryota; Viridiplantae; Streptophyta; Magnoliopsida; Gentianales; Rubiaceae
Source: RefSeq, a predicted model, not a curated record